Molecule: messenger RNA, 282 nt
Organism: Dendrobium catenatum
Lineage: Eukaryota; Viridiplantae; Streptophyta; Magnoliopsida; Asparagales; Orchidaceae
Exons: 1
Coding region: 67-258 (63 amino acids)
Source: RefSeq, a predicted model, not a curated record
CCGUAUAAAUUGGAGUCGAAGGAGAAUGAAGUAAACUAGACCGCCAAACGCGCUGUAGCUCAACGGAUGGGCUGGUGCUCUCCGUCUACAACAAAGCAAGCGGCGACGACGCUGCUCCUCUUUUCCACCGGAGUGACCCUCUUUUCAGUUGGCGUCCACCUCUCCUACGCUAACAUCGAAUCCCAGCGGGAACGUACCCUUGCCCGCGACGAGUUCGUUCGCGAAUACCUCCGCAAGAAAUACGGCUACGGCCGCUAGUUCUGUGCCACAGAUAAGAUACUC